AUGCGGUGGUCGAUUGCGACUGCGAUUUCUUCGACGGCUAAGCUGUUUCUUCACCGGCAUUUCCCGAAGAAAGGUACCGCUCCUUCGCUCAGAGUUUCCGGCUUCCUCCGUUUCCGGGUUCGAGCUUUCUCCGGUGCAAGUGACGACUACAGAGAGAUACUGCGAAGCGAGCUUGACGAUAUCGACUGCAAAGAUGCAGCUAAACUCUUUAAAUACAUGGCUGAGUAUCGUCCCCUCCCUUCCAUUGUCGAAUUCAACAAAGUGUUGACUUCAAUCGCCAAGACGAAGAGGUACGAUGUUGUGAUCAAUCUCUGGAACUAUGUUGAGAAAUCGGAAAGCUUGGAAAUUUCACCUGAUCUCUACACCUGCAACAUUCUAGUGAAUUGUUUCUGCCGCUGCUCUAAACCAUCUUUCGCUCUGUCUUAUCUUGGGAAAAUGAUGAAACUUGGAAUCGAGCCUGACGCAGUCACUAAUAGCUCGCUCGUCAAUGGAUUCUGCCGCGUGAAUAGAGUUGAGGAUGCUCUUUAUGUGGCUGACCAGAUGGAGAUAAUGGGGGUUAAACUCGAUGUUGUAGUCUACACUAUACUCAUUGAUGAUCUUUGCAAAAGAGGACUUGUGGGUGAAGCGCGUGAGGUUUUCGAAAGUAUGAAGAACAAAGGAAUCGCACCGAAUGUUUUCACCUUCAGCGUUCUCAUAACCGGCCUUUGCAAUUGCGGUAAACUGAGUGAAGUCUUUGUGUUACUGCGAGAUAUGGUCUCCAGGAAGAUCAAGCCAAAUGUAGUCACUUUCACUGCACUUAUCGAUGGGUAUGUGAAAGCUGGGAUGUUUCAAAAGGCUCUAGAUGUGCAUAAGGAGAUGAUCAAAAUAUCUGUGGAUCCUAAUGUUUUCACUUACAGUUCACUGAUCAAUGGGUAUUGCAUGGAGAAUCGUGUGAACAAGGCUAAAAAACUUCUUGGAAAGAUGAGGAGCGAAGGGUGUGACCCAAAUGUAGUGACUUACUGUGCUCUUGCAAAUGGAUUCUUCAAGUCCAACAGGGUGGAGGAAGGGAUUAAGGUUUUGAACGACAUGUGUAGAAGAGGAGUGGCUCCAAACACAGUCGCUUACAACACUCUUAUCCAGGGGUGUUUUCAAGCAGGCAGAGUCGGUCUAGCCCUAGCCCGUUUUGGAGAGAUGACUUCUAGUGGUCCACCUCCCAAUCUCAGGAGCUACAACAUUGUGUUGGCUGGUCUGUUUUCGAAUAAGGAGGUGAGCAAAGCACUGCGUAAGUUCGAGGAUAUGCAAAAGGCUAGGAAUGAUCUUGAUGUCAUUACGUAUACGAUCGUGAUUCAUGGGAUGUGCAAGGCUUGUAUGGUGGAAGAAGCAUUCGAUUUGUACUGUAGCCUCGGCCUGAUAGGAUUGAAGCCUGAUGAUAAAGCAUACACGGCAAUGGUCUCAGCGUUGAGAAAGAACGGUAUGCUGGCUAAAGCGAAUGCGGUGACGAGAGAUUUCCAGGAACAUGGAGCUCGUAAGAUAUCUCUGAAGUGUAUCAGCUGA
Microthlaspi erraticum is the source of this 1533-nucleotide messenger RNA. The record is from the annotation of a GenBank genome assembly. Lineage: Eukaryota; Viridiplantae; Streptophyta; Magnoliopsida; Brassicales; Brassicaceae.